Messenger RNA from Arthroderma uncinatum, 1455 nucleotides. RefSeq lists its product as uncharacterized. Gene Ontology annotation, molecular function: oxidoreductase activity. The coding region runs from base 1 to 1455 and encodes 484 amino acids. NCBI's taxonomy places the organism in Eukaryota, Fungi, Ascomycota, Eurotiomycetes, Onygenales, Arthrodermataceae. The record is from RefSeq and is a predicted model, not a curated record. The transcript has 4 exons.
AUGGGGAAACCUCUGCAUGUAGGAAUCAUCGGCGCCGGUCUUGCUGGGCUCAGAUGUGCCGAUGUUCUCCUACAGAGCGGGAUGAAAGUCACUAUACUCGAGGCUAGGGAUCGGAUUGGAGGUCGUGUCUGCCAAAGCAAUGUCGGUGGUGCAUCCGUCGAUCUAGGCGCGCACCCAAGUGGCCCAAACUGGAUCCAUGGAACCCAGAACAAUCCUCUCGUUGAGAUCAGCGAGCGUUCCAAUACCAUUACCGACUCGUGGGAUGGGCCGCAGGCUACUUUUGAUACAGCCGGCAAGCAACUGGGUCCGGCACUAUGUACCAAAGUGGCCGAUUUUAUGUGGAUGACCAUUGAUCGAGCCUUCACGUUAAGCCAGAAAGACACCGCCAAUAUCCCUCCAAGUAAGAGUUUACUUGAUUUUUUCAAGGAAGAGCUUGAGAAGACGGGAUUCAGUCAGCUGGAGAAAGAUGCGUGUUUGGAAUUGUCGAAGAUGUGGGGGGGCUAUAUCGGCUCGCCCAUCGAGAGGCAGAGUCUGAAGUUCUUCUAUCUUGAAGAAUGUCUUGAAGGAACCAACUUAUUCGUCGCCUCGACGUAUAAGAACAUUCUUCAAUACAUUGCUAAACCCGCCCUCGAGGGAGCUGAUAUACACCUCAACGAGCCCGUCGUUGCAGUCGACGGGAAGAAUCGUUCAUCAGGAACCGACAGCCAGGUCCUUGUCCGAACCUCAGCUGGAAAGAAGUAUCUCUUUGAUGAGGUCGUUGCCACGUUCCCUCUCGGAUGGCUGAAGCGGAAUAAAGCUGCCUUCUCGCCUCCUAUCCCGCAACGUCUCUCUGAAGCGAUCGAUAACAUUUCAUACGGCCAGCUGGAAAAGAUCUAUGUUAACUUUCCCGCUACCUUCUGGCGAAAUACAGAUACCCCAGUCACCAGUCCGUCUUUCAUAUUCUUUUCACCUACCUAUGUAGACCAUCCUCCCAGCCCAUACUGGAACCAGGACUGCUUCUCUCUCGCCGACCUGCCCCAGUCAUGCGCCCAUCCAGCUCUACUUUUCUACACCUACGGAGCCUGCGCAGAACACGUAGUCUCUAAGAUAUCUCCUUACUCGCCCGACUCUGAGGAAUAUUAUAACAUCCUGCAUGACUUCCUACACCCAUAUUUCUCUCGUCUGCCUGGGUAUGAUGCCCAGUCACCUCUAUGCAGGCCAACCUCGUUUCUGGCAACCAAAUGGCAAUCAGACUCCUUUGCAGGUAAUGGAAGCUACUCUAAUUUUCAGGUCGGGCUAGCCAAUGGUCUGGCCGAUAUUGAAACCAUGCGAGAGGGGAUGGGCGCUGAUCGGGGUAUAUGGCUUGCCGGCGAACAUACUGCACCCGUAGUUGGGCUCGGGACCACAACUGGAGCUUACUGGAGCGGAGAGGAGGUUGCAAAGAGGAUAUGUGAUACUCUUUCAAAGAAGAACUAG